AUGUUUAGGCCAUAUUAUAUCAUAUUUUGUGAUAGUGAUUGCCGGAUUAUUAAUGUUAAUCCCAAAUAUGGUGGAGCAACUCAUGAUGCUUUUAUUUGGGAGAAUAGCUGCAUCAAUGAAUUCAUGCAGGGGUUACACCGCAAUCACGAACAAGUUUGGCUAUUGGGUGACUCAGGAUAUCCACAGUGGCCUUGGUUGAUGACACCAAUUCCAGACGCUGCCGCUGUUGAGGGAAGCCCAGAGGCUAAAUAUACUACAAUCCAUGGAAAAUGUAGGGUUGUGAUUGAGAACACCUUUGGAAGACUGAAAAAUCGAUGGCGCUGUCUGAGCAAAGACCGCACUCUACAUUAUGCACCUGUUAAGUGUGCAAAAAUUAUUACAGCGUGCAGUGUCUUGCAUAAUUUGGCCCUCGAUUUUGGUGUGCCUGACCCUGACGACGAGGUGGCUGAAUCUGGGGUUGAAUACACGAUGCUGGAAGUGCCGAGAGACCACGGGGCUAGAGAUGAUCUAAUCCGAGGCAAAGCCAUAAGAAGUCUGUUGGCAGACAGGAUUAAUAGACUCCAUUAAUGAUGAAUUAUCACCAUUCAUGAAGUCUAUUAACUGUGAAUGUUUUCAACAACACUAUUGUACAUCUUCCUCAUUCAUUCCUCCACCCAAAGGUUGCCUGCAAGAGAUCGUAUUUAGCGAUAAGGCCGCCUAUUGCGUUAACGUUAUAUCCACUGUAUAAUUGUUAAAUUUGUGUUCUGUUUAAUAUCUGAUAAAGUAGUAUUCUAUUCUAUUAAUCCUG
This is a messenger RNA of Plutella xylostella (diamondback moth), 787 nucleotides long. RefSeq names its product putative nuclease HARBI1. The record is from RefSeq and is a predicted model, not a curated record. NCBI's taxonomy places the organism in Eukaryota, Metazoa, Arthropoda, Insecta, Lepidoptera, Plutellidae.